CUGUGUGGUCUCCAGGGGAGGAGGGGACCUGUCAGGGAGGGUUCCAGGAGGCGGGGGAUGUCCUGACGGGACAUUCCCUCCCCCGGAACCCGCCCUGACAGGCCAUCUCCUUCCCUAGUGCCCUCCCCGUCAGACCAUGGCCUCCCCUGGAGCUGCCGGAGAGGGGGAGGUCCCGUGAGGGCGAGGGACGUCCUGUGAGGGAAGUGCGGCUCCGGGAGCGGGUCGUUUCCCCUCCUCGGGUUAUCCUCGCCUUAUCCCGACCGGGACGGGGACGGGAGCUCUCGUGACCUCCUAACCUGAGUCCUGGCCGCCGUCAGAGGGAUGGCAGUCCGGGCCUUGGCCUCAGGGGAGGCGCCCGCCCCUUCUCAGGGCCUGCUCUUCUCCGGAGACCGUGUCGCCUCCAUGGCGGUGAGCGUGAGCCUCCAGCCGUCUUCGCGCUGCCUGUGGGACGAGCCGGUGCGGGUGUCGGUGCGGGGCCUGCGGCCGGGGCAGGCGGUGACGCUGCGCGCCUCGCUCCGCGACGAGUCCGGGGAGCCGUUCCGGUGUCAGGGCCGCUACCAGGCGGACGAGGGCGGGCGGCUGGAGCUGGACCGCUCCCCGGCGCUGGGCGGCAGCUUCUCCGGCCUGGAGCCCAUGGGGCUCAUCUGGGCCCUGGAGCCCGCCAGGCCCCUGUGGCGGCUGAUCAAGCGGGACGUGCGGACCCCGUUCGCCGUCGAGCUGCAGGUGCUGGACGGCCACGACCCCUCGCCCGGGCCCCUGCUGGCCACGGCCGUCCACGAGCGGGCUUUCAUGGCCCCGGGGGUCAGGAGGAUCCCCCUGCGCCAGGGCCGGGUGCGGGCCACCCUCUUCCUGCCCCCAGGACAAGGACCCUUUCCGGGAAUCAUUGAUAUCUUUGGUAUUGGAGGGGGCCUGUUUGAAUACAGAGCGAGUCUGCUGGCUAAUCACGGCUUCGCUAGCCUGGCUCUAGCUUAUUACGGAUUUGAAGAUCUGCCCCAAGACUUUAAGGAAGUAGACCUGGAGUACUUUCAAGAGGCUAUAAACAUCAUGCUACGACAACCCCAGGUGAAGGGGCCGGGAGUUGGAUUACUUGGAAUUUCCAAAGGGUCGGACCUGUGCCUCUCCAUGGCCGCCUUCCUGAAAGGAAUCACAGCUACGGUCUCCAUCAACGGUUCCGCCAUCAACAACCAUUCCGUACUGCGCUACAAGGAUGUGCGGAUCCCACCCAUUGGCUACAACCUAAGACGGAUCAGAAUCACAGGCUUGGGCGUUCUGGACAUCGUGGAUAUCUGUAACGACCUGUUAGACGGGCCCCGAAACCCGAGCGUUCUUCCGCUGGAGAGAGCCGAGGGAGUCUUCCUGUUUAUCGUUGGGCAAGACGACCAUAACUGGAAAAGCGAAUUUUACGCCGACAUAGCUUCCAAGCGGUUAGAGUUGUACGGAAAGGAAAAGCCCCAAAUACUCUGUUACCCCGGAACGGGGCAUUACAUCGAGCCCCCUUAUUUCCCGAUGUGUCCGGCUUCCACGCACGCACUGGUGAGGAAGCCAGUUAUUUGGGGCGGAGAGCCCAGGGCGCACUCCAAAGCCCAGGUAGAUGCUUGGCGGCAGAUUCAAGCCUUUUUCCGCAAACAUCUGGGGAUGGAUGAGAACGCACCUCCCCCUAGAUUAUAACCCAGAUCCCUUUUUGUCGAGAUUGAGUUCCGCUCAAAAUGUAAUACCCGGAACACUGAGAAACGGGGUGGCCUAGUGGCCAGAGCCCAGGCCUGGGAGUCAGAAGGGUUCUGACCCCAUUUCCUCCGCUCCUCUGCUGCUUGACCUUGGGCAAGUCGCUUCGCUUCUCUGGGCCUCAGUUCUCUCGCCUGCCAAACGGGGAGGACGCCCGUGAGUCCCAAGUGGGACGUGGGCUGGGUGCAACCCGAUUAGCUCGUAUCUUCCCCGGCACUUGGAAGAGUGCCCGGCACAUGGAAAGCGCUUAACAAAUGCCAAUAAACAAUAAAGGUGCUCUUGAAUAAGAAGCAACAGAUUCAA
This is a messenger RNA of Ornithorhynchus anatinus (platypus), 2025 nucleotides long. Its product is annotated as peroxisomal succinyl-coenzyme A thioesterase-like. The record is from RefSeq and is a predicted model, not a curated record. Gene Ontology annotation, biological process: fatty acid metabolic process; acyl-CoA metabolic process. NCBI's taxonomy places the organism in Eukaryota, Metazoa, Chordata, Mammalia, Monotremata, Ornithorhynchidae. The transcript is spliced from 3 exons. Gene Ontology annotation, molecular function: fatty acyl-CoA hydrolase activity. Bases 322 to 1668 code for a protein of 448 amino acids.